CCUCGACAAACAUGGCCGCCGCGCCGGCGUCACCCCCGCUAGGGAGGCCGCGCUGCAGCCUGGGAAUCGCGGCUUCGGCGUCACCCGGCCCGGAACCACGUGACGCAGAAGACUCCCGGCGGCAGGGCUCGCGCGGGUGGAGCUGCCUCGGCGUUGGAGCGGGGUGGGGGCUGCCCGGGUGAGGUUUCCCGGCGGGUCCUGGCCUCUGCGUGCACGCGCCCGCCUGCUCGCGCUCGCGGUCCUGAGCGCUGCCGGAAAAGAAUAAUGCUGUCAGCAUGUCUGCACAUUCCAUGCUCUGUGAACGAAUCGCCAUAGCCAAGGAACUUAUCAAGAGAGCAGAAUCACUUUCUAGAUCGAGAAAAGAUGGCAUAGAAGGUGGUGCAAAACUGUGCAGCAAAUUGAAGGCAGAAUUAAAAUUCUUACAGAAAGUAGAAGCUGGGAAAGUAGCUAUUAAAGAAUCCCACUUACAAAGCACUAAUCUAACACACCUGAGAGCCAUUGUGGAAUCAGCAGAAAACCUGGAGGAAGUUGUUAGCGUCCUUCACGUCUUUGGUUACACAGAUACCUUGGGAGAAAAGCAAACCCUUGUGGUGGAUGUAGUGGCAAAUGGUGGUCAUACUUGGGUCAAAGCCAUUGGCCGAAAGGCUGAAGCGCUGCAUAACAUCUGGUUGGGCAGGGGCCAGUAUGGUGACAAAAGUAUCAUUGAGCAGGCCGAAGACUUCCUUCAAGCCAGUCACCAGCAGCCAGUGCAGUACAGCAACCCCCACAUCAUCUUUGCCUUUUACAACAGUGUGUCCAGUCCCAUGGCAGAGAAGCUGAAAGAAAUGGGCAUAUCAGUGAGAGGAGACAUCGUCGCAGUCAACUCUCUGCUAGAUCACCCUGAGGAGCUCCAACUGAGUGAGAGCGAAUCGGAUGACGAGGGCCCUGAACUUUUGCAUGUGACCAGAGUAGACAGAGAAAAUAUACUGGCAAGUGUUGCGUUUCCGACGGAAAUUAAAGUUGAUGUUUGCAAAAGAGUAAAUCUGGACAUUACUACUUUAAUCACAUAUGUAUCUGCCCUCAGUUAUGGAGGCUGCCACUUUAUUUUCAAAGAAAAAGUGCUCACAGAACAAGCAGAGCAAGAGAGGAAAGAGCAGGUUCUACCCCAGCUGGAGGCAUUCAUGAAGGACAAAGAAUUGUUUGCUUGUGAAUCUGCUGUCAAGGACUUUCAGUCUAUUCUAGAUACCUUAGGAGGACCUGGGGAGAGAGAGCGGGCUACUCUGCUAAUUAAGCGAAUUAAUGUGGUGCCAGACCAGCCUUCUGAGCGUGCCUUGAGACUAGUGGCCAGUUCAAAAAUUAAUAGCCGCUCGUUAACAAUUUUUGGGACAGGGGAUACCCUAAAAGCCAUCACGAUGACUGCCAAUAGUGGUUUUGUCAGAGCUGCAAACAACCAGGGUGUUAAAUUUAGUGUGUUUAUCCAUCAGCCCAGAGCACUUACUGAGAGUAAAGAGGCUGUAGCCACCCCCUUACCACAAGACUACGCAACCGACAGUGAACACUAAUGAUAUCCUUUAAAUAUUGUCUUGGAAAUAAGUUAUUUAAACCAAAGGCUGGAUCUUCCCAUCUAAACUGGGGAGGAAAUGUCUCUUUUAAAAAUAAUACUUAGAACUCUUAAACCAGUAGAGUUUUUUUGUGUCUCAUCUAUAUUUAAAGUACAUAGCCCCCCAAAGUAGAAGCAGCACAGGAGACAGAACUGUCUACAUUAGUGCAAUUAAGAACGGAAACACAUCUGUAUGUCUUUUGACUAUAUUGUAAUACUUUGGUUUGUUUGAUUCAGUAGGGCUGCAGCCCCCUACACAUUUCAUGGAAUAUGGCUAUCCCCCUGUGUCUUGAAUUAAACAUCUGGAGAAAACUCUGAA
Carlito syrichta (Philippine tarsier) is the source of this 1898-nucleotide messenger RNA. It is a transcript of the gene CUNH7orf25, whose product is annotated as chromosome unknown C7orf25 homolog. Lineage: Eukaryota; Metazoa; Chordata; Mammalia; Primates; Tarsiidae. The transcript has 2 exons. The coding region runs from base 276 to 1541 and encodes 421 amino acids. The record is from RefSeq and is a predicted model, not a curated record.